CUCUGACCAAAGUUUGACUUCAUAAUAAAAAAAUAUAAUGUUAUGAUUUUCCUUUCGUAUUGUUGAGGCAUCUAUUACUUCACAAAGUAGAAGUAUACAACAUGCCCCUCAUGUUUAGUAGAUGGUACAAUCUUGGCGCGGGGUCUUUGUUGGCGCGUUCCUAAGCGUUCCAUUCAAAUGUUAUGCUCUUGUCAACUUUACUGUUAAGGAGUCAAUAGUGUGAUUAGUUUUUCUGCUGUUUUUAUUGGGUUUUCUUUUUAAUAAUGUCAUUUUUGCGGGAAAAUACCAGUAAUGGCGAGAACGAUCGCCGACAUUUCAGAGGGCCCCCAUCCCGAUGGUCUACAGGCAGAAAGCGAGGGGCAGACGGUAAAGUGCGAGAUAAAGAUGAUCCCGAUUCCACUGUGUUUGAUGAAGGAAGCAAGAGUCAUAAUACAGAUACACGACUUUCUAGUUUUACAACCCCCGAAACCAAUACAGCAAUCUCGAGAUGCUCAAACUGGGGAGAUGAAGUGGAAGAGGAAGAAAAAAGAACAAAUCUUGACAGGGAGAUUUUGAGAUACAGAAGACGACUCUUAAUUCGUGAUUUUGGUGACAGAGGCAACAGAUCAUCCUCUGAAAGCUCUGAUUCAAGGGAAGGUGCUGAAAUCGAAACAGAUGAAAAUGUACUAUUAAGAAGACAGAAGCAAAUAGAUUAUGGCAAAAACACUAUAGCAUAUGACAGAUACAUCAAGGAUGUUGCCAAAUAUCAUCGAAAACCAGGGGUCCACCCCCGAACUCCUAACAAGUUUAAGAAGUAUAGUCGCCGAUCCUGGGACCAGCAAAUCAGGCUGUGGAGGAUUGCUUUGCAUGCUUGGGACCCUCCUCAAGGCGAAGAUAGCAGUCUACAACCAGUGGAAGAGCUUGAGCUAGAUGAGGAGAUGGAGACUGUGUCUGUUCCUAACAGCUUUGCAGAAUCACUGGACCCGAGUGAAGUGCAUUCAUCAGCUUGUCAUCAGGAUUCUUAUUCUGGUACUCCGACAAAGGUCAGACGCCUUGAUCAUAUGGAUGAUGAUUUUAACUUGGAAGCAUGUCUAGAUGACUCAGAAGAUAAGGACUCGUCCAGCUGGCUGCAAGAAUAAUCUGAACAUUGCCUCCUUUUUUAAUGGAAUUGAACCUAGAGGCUGUAGGCAUUUUCUCAUUGGAGAGCAGCUUCUCAUUGUGAUUUUUACCCAUUUCCAGUCUCCAUAACAGACCAUUUGUAGAACAGGCUAUUUGACUUGAGAUUGGUGGGCCUGAAUCAUACCACCUUUUGUUAUGGAAUACAGUUAAGAAGAUGCUCUUGUUAACGAUACCCUGGAUUUUGACUGCUUCUCAGCAUCUCCAGUCUGUUUCUAGCUGGAAGUACUUGGAGUUAUGCCUUCUUGCAAAUGUGAUGCAUUGAUUUUAUUAUUGGCAAGGAGAUAAAACGUGACACUCAAUAUUAAGAUUUUAUUUUGGCAUUUUUAUACAAAAAUUGGUUUGGAAACUGGUUAAAAGAUUGCGUUGUGUGAAAUAUUUUUUCUGCUACUUGCAGUGGCAAACCCAUUUUGAAUAGUACUUAUUUCCAGGUUACAUACUUGGAUCACUGUGCAGUCAGUCAUAUGACUAGAGGGAUACAAGGUACAGUGGCUGUUUGCCAUACUUGUGUAUGUAUUUAUCCUUGUCCUCUACCUCUUUGGUGGCGUUUUUCCAGAAGUCCUUUUCAAAAAUGGCAGGAAAGGUUAAAUGGAGAGUUUUUCAUUUAACUGUAACUAGUAUCUAAGCUUAGUGUGCUGUAGUUAAUGGGGGGAAAAAUCAGAACAUUUGAGUCAGAACUUUAUAUUAACAUAGUAAUGUGGCUUCUUUAUCAGGGCAUGUAACCAUGUACAGGUUGUUUUUGGCAGGGCAAAUGCAUUUUUGUUGCUUCAUGUUUGUAAGACUCCAAGAAAGCACUGCUUUCCAGUUUGACUGAGUUUUUCUUAUAGCAAUGCCAGAAGUCUCACUACACUACACUAUCUCCCUUGGUAUAGAAGACUAAAAUAUAGCAGACACAAUUCCAUAUUACCUUGUUUGCCACACUGGCUUGUCGAAUGAUCAUUCUGUGCUAACCACAUUAGACAUCUGUCAUUGUGUGCUUUUUCUUGGCCAAAAAAAUGCAGUUUUUAAAUUUGUUCACUGCUGUUUUUCUUAAUUUUGAGUAUGGAUCAGUGGUGGUGGUUCUGAGUUCUCAAGGUUAAUGGCAGUCCUUUAGUAUUCAUGACCUUGCCUUCUUUUAUUGGCUGAAUGUAGCUCAUGGUAUCUGGAAGCCUGUGCAUAUGUAAUUGUAGAUGUUUAAGUAUGUUCUCUGUUGUAGUAGUUUUCUGCCCUCCACCUCUGUGCUUAAUCUCUCCCCGUUCUGUAAUCUAAUAGCCUAAUUGAGUACUCAGAGCCAUUUGUAGAUGUUUGCAGUAAGGAUUGUUGCAGUAGGAAGCCAUAAAAUUUAAUGAUUUGCUGAACAUAGCCAUGAGACAGAGAAAGCAAAAGCCACUCUGCCCCUUCUUAGUUUCUGCAAUUUUAAGUAGUAAACUUUACUUUUGCCUCCUGCCCUGUGUCUUGGUGGCAAAGAAGCUUAAUUUACUGGUAUGCAUGUACUUGUCUGUACUGUGGGACUUGACUAAUGGCACUGUUGCCUGUGACCCAUCUCCUUAUUUCCUCUAGGUGCAAGUGCCAAGAGUGAGACUUUCUUAAACCGUGUAAGAGUGCACUCAUCCAUUCCUGGUUGGGUGCUUGAUUUGGCUCAGUUGCUGUGCAGAUGAGAGCUAGACAUCAAGGGAUUAUCUAGUUUGCAGGUUCCAUGGAGGUCCCCUACUUCAUCACUUCUCACUCCUGUCUGUAGGUGGCUAGUAUAUUCCCAGUGGCUGGCUGGAUGGGAAUGAUACACUACACCCACCCACAUCAUCCCGGACUCUGCAGUCAUGUCUCUCAACAGUGAGCCUGCUUUGCACUUCUCCACAAGCCUACCCACCAGUAGAGGACACCCAUGUGUCAGGCAAAGUACCCCCACCCCUUUGCCAGGAUAGUUGAGUUGUUUUGGCUGCUGAAGCUCAUCCUCCACGCUUUAUGCUAAUGAAAUAAUGGGAUUGCCUGGGUUGUAGUUGGGGGGGGGGGGUGUCCCUAUAAUACAACAGGGGCUAGGCAGUGCCAUUGAUUCUUGCAGAGGGUUUUUUCUUGAUUACCAUAACAUAGUUGUCAGGAUUGUACACAAUGUUUAUCAAACUUUUAGAAAGCAAGCUUUUCUUGAGCACAUUUGUCUUGGUCCUGUUUUAUUCUUCUAAUCAGAAAUAACAAAGCAUCCAGAAAGUAAAAAUUCAAGUGGAAGUUUCUUUAGGUUCUUGGUUGAACAGGAGGUGGCAGUUGAGGUUCAAGCUUAACUAGUGACAACAUCCUUCAGUAGUUGAUACACUGAUGCAUGUUACUCCAGUCAGCAGAACUGUCCACUCUGGUUACUGAUCUCCCCACUGGUGUAUUGCUUGUGUAGGAUUCCAGAUAACAUGCAUUGAUAAAGCAAUCAGUUUUCAUCACCAAGAUGUCAAUCAGGUGACACCCAAAGAAUGGGUAUUUGUUCCUUCUCCAUAUAUUGUUGAGGUCACAUAAGUGACUGUGGGGAUCUACAUCUUCAUCAGAUUUUUUAUUUUUUGUGUGGGUAUUUCUGUAUUUCAGUAAUGGUUAUUUGUUGGACCAGAGACCCAGUUUUUCCUCUUGGGUGUGUACUGCCUGGAUGCUCAGGGAUUUUACACUUGUUCCCCAGAUUGUUGGACACUUCUACUUUUUGUGUUAAAUUUGUGUAAAAGUAUUUUAAGGCUAAUGCAACAGGUAUUAGUAACACCAUUAGCUCGCAAACCUUACAGUUCAGGAGGCUUCAAAGGCAGAGACCCUUGCCACCAUGCUAAUAGUCCUUGGUCUAGGAAAUGGUGUUUCGGCUUAAACUGAUCAUAUUGUUAAAGCCCUUCUGGGCUUAAAUAACUCUGCAGUUAAGUUUCUUCAUCUAUGCUGUUGCCAGUCAGGUUCAUAAAUAAACUCUUGUAUUGACUAGGUGCAUUAUUAGGGUGAAAAUUUUCAUCAUAUGGAGGAUCUUGCUCAAGGGGUUUUAGUUUCCUAAAGUACAGUAUUAGUUUGCCUAAACUGCAAAUUAGUGUAUGGGUAUGACAGCAGAAGCCAAUUAUAAGGCAGUUGCUUCAGAAUACAAUUUUUCAGAUUUCUUUGGCUGAGAAUGAACCUUUUUCUGGGGAUAUCAUAGUAGUUGCUAGUUCCUUUGGUUAAAGGUCUUUUUGCCCUUUCCAUCUGAUAGGUGGUAUAAUGCUAAACAAAUAUUUAAUUCCCGCCCAAAACAUUUCAAGAAAUGCUACUGCAAGCCUUGGCUGUUCUGUAGGAAACCGACCAGAAGAUCUUUUUGGACAAAAGAAUGUUCAGUAUAAGCUGUAGAAUUUGGCUCAUUAUUGUAACCCACAUCUUUGACUUAACUCUGGCUGUAUUCAACAGUAGUUUGAAAGUGUGGGUUUAUCUAAACCUCAGAUGUGUGCCUAGGAACGUUGGAAUAUUUUGGUGAUUCCCAGCAGCCACUUUUUUGCUUUUUGUUUAAAGCUGAAGGACUAACCAAGAAAUGUGGUCCACUGAAGUUUAGACCUUGCUUUUUUGUGUAGUUCCUCCUGUAGAGGAAUAGGCCAGACCAACACUCGAGUGCAUCUUCUGUUUCUCCUGUAUAAGCAUCUCAAUAUGCUGCUUAAAACUGUAUUUAAAGUAAACUUUCAUUCUAAGCUUUCGAGGCAUUGAUUUGGUGGUAUCCACUUGGGAUUUGAGAAUUGUAAUCGCAAACUAAUGUUCAUCUUUUUGGAACCUCCACAGUAUAUCUAACCUCAAGUAAGGAAAACAUGGCCUGUCAUCUUAGCCAGAAAGAUUUCUAAACUGCAAGUUGUAAAGGACCAAACUCUGGAUGUGGUUUAAUGUAGAGCAAGCACUUGUUUUAUGCUUUAGGUAGUCCCUGGCAAAAAAGUUACUGAAUUCUGCAUUUAAUGGGUGUAUUGUACUGAACAGGCUUCAUUUUUCCUUUAGUGACCAAGCAUAAAAUUUCAUAAAAUGGAACUUUUCCAAGUAGUUUAAUAUAGUUACCUUUUUGUAAUGGGGGAGCAAGACUUGGAGGUUAAGGUGAACUAGUGUCUGGAAGGUUGCUACUUGGACACCCAGUCGCACAUUCUGUCAACAUUCAAAGCUUUGUCCAGUGAAAGUGCUGCAGCAGUAGUAGUCAUAGGGUAUUCUGUCUCCACCCUACUUUUGUAGUUCAUAUGGUAGAUGUAUACAUUUAUCAUUUCAGACGUUGAGCUGGUAUUUUUGAGUGCUUACUGUUCAUGGUUGCACUCCUUUUAUACUUUUGAGAAUUUGCAUAUGAACUGCCUUCAGGCUUUUAAGUCAGUCUUCCGAAGGAGUAUUUGUCAUUUCUGGUGUGAGGAAGAGAACUCUGUAGGGCACAUGGCCUCUCUUACAGCAGGCUCCCUUCAUCUACCGCUCUGAAAUUGCUGUCCAGUAACCCUAGGGGAAGUUGAGUGAUCUGUUCAAAAGACAUUCAGUCCCAUUAAUGUGAAUUCCUGCAACACUCCUAGCAUUUGAACAUUUAAUUUAUGCUUGCAUAUCUGUACUGUCCAGAUAGGAAAUGGUCGCAGUUUGAGCUUUUGAGUUUUCUCCAUAUUUUAGUCUAGUGUAGUCUGGUGAUUUUUGGCUCAACCAUAGAGAAUUGUGAUAGUGAAAAUAAGCCUCCCACUUUUGAGCAAGAAAUUGGCUUAAGAAUAUUCUGCCACCUUUUUGUUUCCAAGCCACCACCCCCCCCCCCCCACAGUUCUUGAUCGGGUGGUGUACCAUUUGGGGGUACAUGUGGUUAGUUUUUUGUUUUUUUACACUUUUGUUGCUUCAGUCAUUCAGGAAGGAUUACAUGAUGGCUCAAAGACUGUACUUUGUGAUCAACAUAGCUUUAAUGAGAAGAUCUUAAACCAGCAUAAAAAUUUGUGCAGCACUUUCCUAGCUUUAAAGCGUGUUCUGAACCCAGUGUUCAUAAAGUUGCAUGUUAAGAGGAUUUGGCAUUUUAGACAGAAAUCGUGCUCUUAAUAUGGGAAUGUUGUAAAUGGUAGCAUUAUUGUAAAGAAUUUUGUAACUUUGUAUUUUAAAAGUGUAUUGUGAUGAAGAUUGUUAAAAUUGCAGAGCUAUUGCAAUAAAUUGUGAAACUUG
This is a messenger RNA of Protopterus annectens (West African lungfish), 6249 nucleotides long. It is a transcript of the gene SLBP, whose product is annotated as stem-loop binding protein. The record is from RefSeq and is a predicted model, not a curated record. Gene Ontology annotation, molecular function: mRNA binding; histone pre-mRNA stem-loop binding. Bases 264 to 1118 code for a protein of 284 amino acids. Lineage: Eukaryota; Metazoa; Chordata; Ceratodontiformes; Protopteridae. The transcript is spliced from 9 exons. Gene Ontology annotation, biological process: mRNA 3'-end processing by stem-loop binding and cleavage; mRNA transport. Gene Ontology annotation, cellular component: cytoplasm; histone pre-mRNA 3'end processing complex.